Trichobilharzia szidati is the source of this 3194-nucleotide messenger RNA. The record is from the annotation of a GenBank genome assembly. Lineage: Eukaryota; Metazoa; Platyhelminthes; Trematoda; Strigeidida; Schistosomatidae.
GAAGAAUAACCUUCAAGGUUAUCUGGCAGUUCAAAUGUGUAGCAACAAUAUCCAUUUCUACUGUACAAAUGGAAGAAUCUCUUUCUGGAUCUUCACCGAUCGAUCUAUUUCCAGAAGCUAUCCCAUUGAAAUGUCCAAAUACUUCUGCUGGCCGUCAGCACAGAAAACUCUCUGUAAGGGAGAUAAAAAUCCAACGGUCUGAAGAUUGCAAUACAUAUGCUGCUCUAACGAGACAUUCAAGAGCUAAGGCCUUAUGGAAGACUGCUUUCAGUUUAAUUUCAUCUUGUGGUGACCCUUGGGAAAAAUUCCAUCUACAAGAACUUCAGGAAGAAAUAGCUAAACGUUAUCGUUAUAGUGCUAUCAAAGGCAAAUGGAUAGAAGACAUUGUACAUGUUAAAAUUGAGAAUUCUUCAUUCAAUCGUGGUGCUAUGAGAGAGUGUUUUCGUGUAAAAAAGUUGUCUAACUUUUCACAUACUUCUGAUUGGUCACAUGCUUCAAAUCAUGUUGCUAAGAAAUACAUUGAAAAAGUUGAUCGUCAUGUGUAUUUUGAUGAUGUACGUUUACAAAUGGAUGCUAAACUUUGGGGUGAAGAAUACAGUCGUCAGUUAGCAGUGCCUAAAAAGGUUGAUAUUUCACAAAUGUGUGUAUUGGAGUUUAUCAAUCGACCAGACAAACCUUUAUACCAUUUGGAACAUUUCAUAGAGGGAACGUAUCGAAAGUACAAUUCUAAUUCAGGUUUUGUGGAUGAUUUAGUCAGGAAUACUCCACAGGCUUUCAGUCAUUUCACAUUUGAACGAAGUGGUCAUCGUUUAAUUGUUGUCGAUAUACAAGGUGUCGGUAAUCUUUGGACAGAUCCACAAAUACACACAUUCGAUGGGAAAUCCUAUGGAGAUGGAAAUUUAGGCAUACGUGGAAUGGCUUUAUUUUUUCAUACACAUCGAUGCAAUCCGUUAUGUGUAGCAUUGGCGUUAAGUCCAUUCGAUUUACCGGAUAAUGAAAAAUUUACAAAACCAUUCAGUCAAACAGUGGUGGAGGCAGAUAAUCAAACUGACGAGAAAACACAAACUUGCAAUGAUGAUUGUGUUGGUGAGGAGGUGGUGUUCAGUGGAACAGUAGCUAUUCCAGCUUCUCGUCGAAAUGAUUAUUCUUUUCGUCGACUGGUUUCAGAAAAUUUAGACUCAUCUGAUCUACAAAAUAAAAACAAUAAUAUGACGAGUGGACUAGCAAACAGUGAUUUUGUGAAUCCAGCCGAUUUUAUGGAGUCGCACAGUUUACCAUCAUCGAAUUUACCCUUUCUGCCUACUGAUUCGCCAAUAGUAAAUCGUUAUGGUAUUCUACAAAGAAGAAGUAACAUUUCAAAUGGUGGUAUCACUACGGCUACCAGUAAUUCGGCAGCUAGUGGGAAACGCAGUGCUAAAUGUAAUGGCAGUGAUCAUGAUUAUUUGAAUGGUAAUUCUACAGAUGAUUUAAUCUUUGGUCCAUUGUCUAUUCAUGACGUUUCAUAUGAUUCAGGCAUCAGUUUCGACACUGCGCCAUUCUCUGCGAAUGCAUUUAAAACGCAAAACUCCAUUAAUGAUUUCUGUCAUGAACAACAAUCCAGUUCAGAUUUGGAUCAGUCAAAUUCUCAAUUGAAUUUCAUUGAUAGUGAAGGAAAACGUAGUAAGGAAGCUGAACUGAUUGAAUUCUUUCGAGCGCAUCAAGCAGGUCACCGAAGUAGUUCUGUUGCAGCUCUUCACGGUGCUGACACUGUAAUUUUAGGCCUAAUACAUCAUGAAUUGGCUCGUCUACACGCCUCUGGUCGUCUAGCUUUAAUGCAUCAAUCAGGUUGUUAUCAUCGGAAAUGUAGUAAUGUAAAGGGGAAUAAAUUAUCUACAAAUAUUGAAGAUAUUGACAGUAGUCGAUUGAAUGAAUUACAUCCACCUGAGAAUGUUAACUGGGAGGCUGUUUUAUUCCAUGAAGAACAAGCUGCUACACUUGGUUGUCUGGAUGCUAUUCAAUGUUUAUCACAGUACUACUUAAAUCUAAUGAUUGAUGGACCAUUAUCUGAAUGUCCAAUCAAGCCUGAUCCAUCUGACUCGCAUACUCGAGGCUUAGCUUUAAUUAGUACAGCUGCCUCAGCUGGAGAUCGUAUGGCUAUGAUAUACUUGGCUGAAGCCAAUUUUAAUGGAGAUGUAUAUAAUCCAGAUGUUACAAACAAGAAACCUGAUUGGCUGGCUGCUACGCAUUGGUAUGAAAUGGCAGUGAAGACUGUAAAUACUUCAUCAGAUGGAAGUGAUGAAGAAACUGAACCCAAUGAAGGUUAUCCACCAUUUGUUAGAAAUAAUCGAGCUGGUUUUCAUUCCUUGUCCGACUGGCCAAUUUAUCGUUUACAAGGACGUCUAGCUGAAAUGUAUGCUAAAGGUGGUCAUGGUUUGAAAAGAGACAGAAUGAAAGCAUACGAACUUUAUGAGUCAGCAGCAGAAGGAGCCACAGAGGCAUUGGAAGGACGUAUAGCAAUGAAGUAUUAUGAACAAGCAGCCCUGUUAGAAGAAUAUGCUGGAGGUGAUGAUGAAAGUUGAGUGUUUAUUUUAAACAUCUACCCCCCCCCCCCGCCCCCUCCUACCCACAUACACACACCCGCGCGUGCGCCCAAACACUUCCGGUGGUGCCUUCAAAAUCAUUCGUCACUUGUUAUAUACACUACUGCUCACAAACUAUUGCCUUUUAUUUGUAUUUCAUUCAUUCAUUCUUCCAUCCAUCCAAGAGAUAUCUCUCAUAGACUUUCAACCUGCCAUGUAAUUUAUACUUUGUAAGAAAUCUAUUUUAGCUAUUCCCCUUCUCCAUUUUUUCGUCUGUCUAAAAUGAUGUAAUACCUAUUGUUUUGUUUUAAUAACAUGAACAAAAAGCUGUAGACACACGUCAUCGAGUGUUUUGUUCAAAGUAAACAGUCUCCAUGCUUUUCCUUUUUGAUUUUGCAUCUCACGUAGAACUGCAUCAAACUCCUGUUCUCUUCAUCUAGUUCAACAUUUAUAUAUAUAUACAUAUAUAUGUACUGUUGCUUUACCCUAUGAUCAUAUAUUGUGCUAUGCAUUUUAUUGACUGUUUAUUUUUGUAAAUUCUUGUUUCUGCUAUGGCUUAGAAUUAGCAAAAGUGUAUAAUGAAUUCAUUAAUAUUAAUGAUUUGUUUAUGUCAAAUAUCAGUUGAUUUGAUCUGGA